Molecule: messenger RNA, 2937 nt
Organism: Colletotrichum destructivum
Lineage: Eukaryota; Fungi; Ascomycota; Sordariomycetes; Glomerellales; Glomerellaceae
Product: Putative CASTOR, ACT domain-containing protein
Exons: 2
Coding region: 644-1819 (391 amino acids)
Source: RefSeq, a predicted model, not a curated record
CAAUCUGCAUUCCGUCUUACUUAACCUUCCCACCCCCCUCCCCAUCCCACCCUUCUUGCCUCCUUCUCCCUUUUCUGUCCCUCCUCCUCGCUAUCUCUUGUCAACAGUAACAACAUAUCGUUGCUACUUGGGCCGUCUCUCGCAUAUUUUUCUUCCUCUUCCUCUUCCUCUUCCUCCUCCUUUUGUCCAGGGCUCCACCCUCCGCAGAGUUUCAAAAGUAAACCGGACGCAAAGAAGUACACAGAGUUGGGGAACCAGAGAGACAACAAACAGGAAUCGACGAAUCCCCGUGUCAAUCACGGCUACCGAGAAAUACAGCUUGAAACCCUGACUCUUUCAAGGAAAACAUCUGGGUCCAAGAAGGGGGGAAUACCCCGACUAACAACCACAACCAACCAAGCCUGCAGCUAUAUAAACUUUUGGAUCGGAAGCCAGCAAGCACGAGGCACAGACAAGAAAGGGCACCCAAGCCCGCCCUUAUCUCCCCCUCCUCCUCCUCCGAUAUAUCACUCGACGCAAAGCCUCGGGUAAAACCCGACUGUGCUUCCUGUGCAUCGAAAUCCAACUCUUCUAGAAAAGAAAGGGAAAAGGGUGUAGAAACGCACUUUCCCCGCCUUCUACCGCCUGAAGGUUUCACGUCACGAUGAACGCCCAGGUCUCGUUUCUCGACGGUAACUACACCCUCAUCCACAUUCCCCUCGAUCUCUACUCGGUGCUACUGCAGCCCAUCCUCCGCGUCCUUCUUCCCCAGACCCAGACCCUCAAGGCGUCAAAGGGCGAACCGGAACAUGAGCUCGAAGGGCUGAACGCUGAGAGCCAGCAUGGCUUCCUCAACAUCAGCGUCACUCCCAUGGAGUGCUCCAUCGUCUGCCACAGCUCGUGGGCCAAGAAUGUCUUUGAGCCCGCGAUUAACGACCUUCCCAAAGACAUUGCCAAAUCUGUCUCAAUAUCCAAAGACACGUACCUCGUCCUCUCCGUCAUUAGCGCCGGCAUGGAUGCCGCCGGCCGCGUCAUGGAAUUGACCUCUCCCUUGGCCCUGGCCGGCAUCCCCAUCUUCUUCAUCACCACCUACUACUCCGACUUCAUCCUCGUGCCCACCAAGGACAGGCAGACCGUGGUCAAGGCAUUGCUGGCCCGGGGUUUCGAACUGGCGGACAACAAUUCCAACUUCGUCAGCCCCGCUGCCUCUGUCCACUCCCGCGGCCCAAGCCAGAACAACGGCCCACCGCUGACGCCUCCGCCCUCGACCGUUGCCGAGCUCCAGGUGCGCACCUUUGACCUGCUCAAGAAGAGGAGUGUAUCGCCCUACGUCGAGGACGACUUGCUAUUGGUGCAGUGCUCGGGGCGGGAGACCUCCCAGCUCGGAGGUGAACUGUCCCACACCCAGCGACCCUCCCUGAGCCGUCAAGUGACGGGCAACAGCCACCGCCAGACUUGGCUGGACAACAUCGACGCGAAGCUGUACACCGCCAUGAUCUCGGCCCUGGCGGCGCGACCCCGCUUCAUCUCCAUCACUUUAGCCCAGGAGGACCCGCCGUCGCUGUUGCUCGACAAGUCGCUGCUCGGCCUCUUUGGCGACUCUCUCGUUGGGGACACCAAGACGAACCUCACCCCGAUCUUCUUGGAUCUCGAAAGUCUUCCGCUUGAAGCCACUGGUAUCGUCUGCGGCGUGGCCGGCACCCUGGUGCAAGAAAUGCGCAUGGGAGACAGCGCAGGGCUUUCCUACCUCUCCACCGCGAGAGCCGGAGCCGUCAUCCUCUCGUGCGAACAGUCGAUUCGCGCUCUCGAGAUUCUCACGCCCAAGUUGUUCAAGGCUUGAGUCACGCACAUACCACCACAGGGAACUGACUGCAUUGCCGAGGCAACCCGGAAUGGGAGUAGGGUGAUGAUGAUAAUGAUAUCUCCGUUGUGCUGAGUUAACGAAGUUGAAUGAACGGACGAGUGUACUAGCAUGGACUGGUCUAGGCGGUUGGCAAUUUGGCUUUUUUCCCUUGGUUUUUCUUUCUUGGAAAAGUCUCGCGGGCAUGUCGGCGUUUCGGAGGAUGGCUCUUUGAUGGUAGAUACCAACUUUGUAUGUCUCUGCGAUGCUGGUCUGGUUCCACCCAGGCCUCAACUCGGAAUGAUUGAUCUCCGCUCUCUGGCCCGUUUGCAAUAUAGUCUCUGGCGAUAGGACCCAUGUAUAGCCUCUCGUGACGCAUCGUAUCGGCUUACAUGUCAAUUGGGGACUUGUCCUCCACGUUAAGCCUUGUUGUCGGACAUGCCAUAGCUCCGAUCUGCCGGGCCGAGGUGUGGCGCCUUCAUGGGUCGAACACAGCGCGCGCGCGCGCGUCGUCUCAUUUGCCGUGCCCCUUCUUCUUGCCUUGCCCAGCUUCCUCCACCCAGCCGGCCUUGACAAAAGCGUCUCGCGCAGCACUGUUAAUCAAAGCGAACCGGCGCGGGCCCAGCUUCUGGCCACCGUACCAGCGUGACACCACCACCAUGACAUCCCACAGAUCCAUCAACUGCAUCAGGUGAAGCAGGCGGCUCCCGGCCGCCGUCUCUCCGUCGUCGUCGCAGUCCUGGAAGCUGGUACCGUUCGGUCCUCGGAUGCGCCACGCCGUCAUGUUGUGCGUCGCCGUGCGGACCUUCUUGUCCGUGGCGAGAAGGUGCUGGACAUAGCCAGCGGCCUGCUCGGGCGAGGUGACGGGGGCGGCGCGGGCGAGGAACACCGACUUGAGCUCGACGAACGGCUCCGAGGCGAUCCACGGCGGCUCCUCCGAGAGGAACGAAGGCGCGGGUUGCGUCUCGUACUCAACCUCUUCGCGGGGCGGAGGCGACGGCGCAGACGGCUCGGUAUCCGCGUGCACCUCUAGCAGUCUCGAGAACUCCUCGACAGCGUCAAACAGGCAUACGGCGCCGGGCUGGUAGACGGCGGCAACGGCCUCGCGGAAGAUGGCG